Molecule: messenger RNA, 1203 nt
Organism: Geodia barretti
Lineage: Eukaryota; Metazoa; Porifera; Demospongiae; Tetractinellida; Geodiidae
Source: the annotation of a GenBank genome assembly
AUGUGGAAAAGUCUCGAACUGUUCCUACUCUGCACGUUCCCUGUCCUCCUUUUCUGGUUCAUAUUCUACUGUAGCCGGAGAAAUGCUCAGCAGAACCGGAAGCCUUCAUAUCGCAUUGAAAAUCUCUCUGCCGUGUGCAACGGAAACGAUGGCUCAGUCAAAGUGACAUGGUCACUCAAUCCACCAGACAUUUUGACAAACUACUUCAUUUCUUAUCGGAAACAAUUUGAACCAACGAGCUGCAGUAGACUUUCCUUACUGCAGAGCUAUCAGCUCACCCGUGAGCAUAUUGAACCCCUGAAUGUAUAUGAGAUAAAGGUUUGGCCCAGCAAUUGUGAAGCUGCUGCGUCAUCAGUCACUGUCUAUAUUGAUUGGUACUGCCAAUUUCCUGGUUGUGAAAGAAGCAGACGCAAGAGGGAGGAGAAAUCUUACUCUGCGUUCUGUAGUCCUAAACAUGCAGCUAAGUUUGGUGCCAGCUACUGUUUGUAUCCUGAGUGCACAGUGAAAUCUCAUGACAAUUUCUGUUCUGAGAGGCACCUCGAGAAAGCAAAACGAGAAGGUGUUUGUGGACUGGUAAUUCUGGACAAUGCGAGUGGGCAGUGUGAAAAACUAAUGAAAAAAUUUUCAAAGAAUUGGUGUUCUAAGAAAGGAAAUGUGCCUAAGAUAUCCCACGUUUUCGAAAUUGUGAAUCCAAAACUGCAGCAGAGAUUAGACAACUAUAUCUCGAAGCUAUCGUGGCCAUACAAUGGAGUGGAACAGUACUACCACGGAACCCAGAUCAAGUGUGACAUGCUGGAUUACUAUGAGCCCUGUUCCAAAUCUAACUGUGGGGUGUGCGGCAUUUCAAAGAGAGGUUUUGACCCUCAGCGGAUAAACAGUACCUCGUGGCAGAGGUUUGGAAAAGGUUUCUACUUUGCUCCCAAUUCCUCAAAAUCCUACGACUAUCCUCGUGCCACUCACAAUGUUACCGACAAGUACCACUGCAUGUUAGUGUGUGACAUCGCUCCUGGAUGCAAGUAUACUCUGUACAAGGAUGACCCAUCAAUUCAAGGUCCUCCUAAGGGAUAUCAUUCGAUUUACGGAAGCUCCCGAUGGCUUUGGGGACUAUGGAAGAGUCCAGAUAUGAACUAUGACGAGCUGGUGGUGUUCGACUCGGAGGCAAUUAGACCACACUACAUUCUCUUUCUUGAGAACAACUCAUGA